Molecule: messenger RNA, 9008 nt
Organism: Cydia strobilella
Lineage: Eukaryota; Metazoa; Arthropoda; Insecta; Lepidoptera; Tortricidae
Gene: Gp210
Exons: 31
Coding region: 148-5247 (1699 amino acids)
Source: RefSeq, a predicted model, not a curated record
ACCACAUGAAACUCGCAAGCCCGCAACACCGGCGUAAACUGUCAAUAUUUCAAAAAUGCGCUGCUUGUUUUUGUAGGUUAGAGCGAAUUUACUUAACAUAAAGUUGUAUAAAAUCUAGUUUCACAUGUAAUUAAUACAAUAAGAACUAUGGAGUCCUUGCGCAGAGGGUUUAUUCUGACGUGCAUUACGUACUUGUGUAUAAAAACCAGUGAAAGUGCCAAGAUAAACACGCCAAGGGUGCUCCUGCCUUGGUUUGAAAACUUGACCGUGAAUUUCACGUUUGAAAUAAUAGAAGGUGGAUGUUAUACGUGGAGUUUGUCUCGCGAUGACAUCAUCGACUUGGAGCCUAUUUACGAUGACUCCUGGGGGCAUUGUUCCCGUGCUGCAAGAGUUUCCGUGUCUAAAUCAUGCAAGCCGCCCGGCUCCGUGAUUAUUCUUGCGGAAGAGGUCAACAGCGGCGAGAUAUUGCGGGGAGAUGUAGACAUAGACAUGAUCAGCAUGCUGAAGGUGAUGAGCACAACUUGGAAGCUCUACUUGGAAGAGGCACCGGAGGCUUUCGAGGUGGUUGCUUAUGAUGAUUCAGGUAACACAUUCUCAACAUUGGAAGGAGUAAGUUUCACAUGGACCAUAGAGAACCUUGGCAGUAAUAUCGGAAAAGAUCCAUUAGUCACUUUAGUCCGAUGGCGGGACACAGACUACGAAGCGCCUCGCAGCAUAGCCGAGCUAGAGAGCCUCGGCUUACGCUCCUACUCCGUGUUGCUCUACGGCCAGGCUAUGGGCGAUGUGCGCGUUACUGUCUGUCUUAAGGACAUCUGUAAUGAUUUCAAGCUGAAUGUGGUUGCCAGUGUGGUUCUAACGCCGGCUAUAGCUACCAUAGCACCGGGAGACACGUUGCAAUAUAGAGUGGUCCGUGCUCGCGCCGGCCGCCUCACUAUCCAAGACGUUGCCGAAACGCUCUACCACAUGACCGUACCAACCUCUGACAUAGCUCGCCUAGAGGACUCUAUAAGCCUCGUCCGAGGCACCCAAAUCGGCACAACCAACGUUCACCUCCUAUCCGGCGCUACAGAAGUCGCUACUGCUAUUUUAAACGUCGCUGAGCCUCAUAUUAUUAAAGUUUCUAUUAGACCAGCGAAAUUAGUCAUACAAUCCGAACUAUUCAUUAUACAUUGCGUGGUAUACGAUGAGGAUGGACGUGCGUUGACGGCGGGCGAUGAAAUGUUGAUAAGGUUGACGGUCGAAGGCGAGGCGAAUGUGGACUUGGUCAGGUCGACGGAGAAUGGAACUAUUACUGACGCUGUGGCAAAUAAUGCGGGGCCGUUCACGGUCACGGCUAAGCUUUAUUCUGUUGCUGGGAGGAGUGUUUAUCGAAAGGUGGAAGGCAAAGCAUCAGCAGUAGCCAUAGAGCCUUUGGCAGUAGUACCGCCAGAACUUUACGUGGCGUGGACUGACACUACUCAAGAAAUCCAGCUAAGACAUCGCGGAGGCGGUGACGAGCCAGUCCAAUGGUCUGAAGUAGAAACCGCGGACUCUCAUGCCAUCUCGCUCUCUCCCGCGGGCAUGCUAGCCGUCCGCGGCACCAGUGAGACAGACGUCCGAGUGCAACUGAAGGAUUACCAUUAUGUACGGGCUUUUGGCAAAGUGCUAGUUGCCCUGCCGGAGCUGAUUCAAGUAUCCAGUUCGGGGCACGCUCGCGUCGGCAAGCCACAUCAUCUGCACAUCGCGUUGACAGCAACUCACCCGUCUACUGGCGAAUACUACAACUUCCAUACAUGCAACUGCGCAUCAUUCGCGGUGACAUUACUUGAAGGUCCAGAGCCCCACAACGUCACUGCAGCCCCCUGGGUGGAGCCCGAUGACGGCGCUUGCUGCGUCAUCGAAUGCGCAUGGGCAACUCGCGGCGUGUCGUUACUGCGCGUGUCGCGCGGGCGCGCGGGCGCCACGGCGCGUGUGCUGGUGCGAGCGGCGCCGCGCCUCGUGUGGCCGCCGCGCAUAGCCGCGCUCGUCGGCUCCACUCUGCCUGUGUUAGCUGAGGGUGAAGCCCUAAUGCCAGAGUCGAAUGACCCCCGCAUAGCGGAGCUAACGACGCGUGACGGGCCGCCGCCGCACCGCCAUCCUGAUCUGCAACUCUUCACACUGUCCUGUCGCAGGAAAGGCGACACCCGCUUAUCUCUCAUCUCGGGUGCUGAAGAGCGCGAGUCGGCCGAGUUCGAUUCUGCGUGCGCACAACACGUAGCGCGCAUCAGAUUAGAACCAGCCGAUGCUAACAACUGCUCCGGAGGACCGAAAAUAUGGCUACGUCCCGGCCACGAAGUGACAGUAAAGGUUACUCUACUCGACGCCUUGGGCAGAGAAUUACUCGACGAGUUAGGCCCGCGCGUGUCGUGGGAAGCUGAACCUAAUCACCCUGGCAUAGAGUUCAGAGCCGUCGACAGGCUGUUUAUUGAGCACCAUCCAGAAUACGUGCCGGUGCCAGUGCCGUACAAGUACUAUCAGUUAGUGGUAGCAGACGAGCAGGCUAUUGGUUGGAGUGGGACAUUGAAAGCGAGCAUUCCUGAGGCGACCGCUAGUAUUCAAGCGAGGGUCGUGGCGCCACUCAAAUGUGAUCCACAAAGGAUAAGCCUAGCGUGGGAAGGCGAAACCGUAUCAAACAUAGCGACCGUGUCCGGCGGCAGCGGAAAGUACGCUGUAGAAGCUCCUAAAGGGUCGAGUGCUACAGUCGACGGCGGUAAACUAACGGCCGUGGUGCCGGGAGCGGGCAGCUAUGACCUGCUAGUGGUGGACCAGUGUGUGGCUGGAGAUAGGCAGCGUGUUGAGGUCACCAUCGAAGAAGUGCUAACCGUAGAAGUAUCCACCUCCCGGGCCGUCUGCGUCGGCGCGUGCGUGCCCGUGUCCGCCAUAUUGCGCGGCGCCUCACGCGCUCGCCUACUCGCAUCGCGCUCUGUGGAGUGGCGACACGACUCACACUUUACCAUCAAGGACGGCCAGUUGUGUGGGCUGAGGGAGGGCGCGGGGAAGCUACGAGCCGUGUUCGGAGGCGUGUCUAGUGCUGAUCAUGAGGUGUUAGUGUUCCCGCCGCUGAGCGUGGUGCCGGCGCGGGCGCGGCUGCCGCCGAGCGGCCGGCUGCAGCUGCGGCACGAGGGCGGCCCGCCGCCCAGCCUCGCCGCGCUGCAUUAUCAGCUGUACGAAACCUCGAGGGCUGUUGAGGUCAGCCAAUCCGGGUUGGUGCACGGACUUUCGACGGGCACGGCACGGAUCCGUCUCGUUGCACUCGACAUAUCUGAUAUUGAAAUGGCCAGCGCUGAAGCUGAAGUGGAGGUGAUCCCCAUAACCGGUAUCCGUGUACGUGCCGCGACGCAGACCCUCCUCUUGGGCUCGCCGGCGCCGCUGUGGCUGGAGGCGGCGGGGCUGGGCGCGGCGGCGCUGGCCGCGCUGCAGCCCGCGCCGAGGGUCGCGUGGGCGCUGCGGGACCCCACCGCGGCCAGGCUGCACACUACACAUGUCGACGAUAAAUUGGAGAGAAGCGUAGCAGAAGGGUUGUCAGUUCGAGUGAUCCCCCUCAAGCCUGGGGUUAUUACGAUCGACGUGCGAGUACGGAGUUUGGGACAGGCAGCAGAAACCCGUUCAUGGGACAGCACCGUCGAAAUCCUUGCCGUUUCCGACAUUGCGGUUUCAGUCUACGGCCUCCCAAAGAUCCUGGAUACCGGAGACCGUCUCGCCGUGGCCGUUGGUUCCACCAUCCAGCUCAAGUCGUUACCCAGGAGCACGUGGCAGGCCUUUGGAGAUGGCUCGUUCGAAGUCUCCUCCAACGGGGAGUUGAAGGCUCACAGCGUGGGAUAUGGCGUCGUCGUGGCUCAGCAUAAGGACGAGAGGAAUAAUAUUCAUAGAGAAACUACUAUACACGUGGAAGUGUCGACGCCCGUAUACUGCACGGCGGAGCCGAGUGGCCCCAACGAAGACGGAGCGCUGCGAGUGGUUCUUCGUAGUUCUUUAGGCCGCGAACUACUCGCCCCUGAUGCGAAUGUCAGCGCCGCGCCGCUGACCACGCACGUGCGGAAAGUUUCUGACAGUGUCCAAGGACCGGAGCUGCUGAUCUCAGGCCUAGACUCCACAGGGUCGUUGAUGACCUUCCAGGGGACAGCGGGCGGGAUCACGGUCAAAGACGAAGUGUGGGUCACCGGCUCGGACUCGCACACUGACAGGAUUUUUGUGACUGGCGCGUGGGCCGUCUGCCUGGAAGGCUCGGGCUGGGCCGCGCCCCCCGGGGUGAGCGUGCACCCGGGCAGCGGCGCGUCGCUGGCCGUGCUGGCGCGCCCGGCCGCCGCCCGGCACCUGCUGCGGAGGGACCGCCCCGCCGCCACCAAGACGCUGGUGCAGCUGCCGCUCGACAAGAUGGAAUUCCACCAAGGCGAAUGGCCGGCUACCAUGGUCCCUCUCUCCAUCGAAGCAUCGGGACUGACCUCCGGGCCGGUGCUAUGCUCGGAAGAACAGAAGUAUGCCCUCGAAGGCGUGCCGCUAGAGUUGCCCUUCACAUGUCGCGCCACCAAGCCGCACGAGGGCAAACCUGUCGCGGAUUUACUAAACGGACAAAUCGGAUGCUCAGUGAUCCCCGCGGGCCCGAUCACACAAUCAUCUGAAAUCGAGCUCUGCGCCGAGUGGGGCAUCCGCAGAACCUGCACCAAAGUGCUACUGGUGCCUCCGGUCAAACUGUCGGCCUCUAAAGUGUCGCUCCUCAACCCGCCGGCCAUGUUCACGGUGUACGGAGACUCGCAAGCCCUGAAGUCGGUUAGGUUGACGCCUUCGCCGGGCUUGAAGAUUGAGCAGACAAGCUCGAAUGAUGAGAUAAGUGUAGAAGUGACCUCGGAAGCGUCGGUCUGCGGGCUUGGCUGGGUAACGGUGAUGUCGCGGCUAACAGGACAGGAGUUACGCGUCGAGGUGGAGCGGUCGUGUGACGUAGCGUGCGGUACGCUGCUGGGCGCGUUGUUGACGCUCGUGCGGCCUUUCCUGCCCACGCUUUUGACGCUAGCCGCCGUGAUUGUAGCCUACAUGUACAUCCAAUACCGCUGGAACGAGAAGGCGCGCCUGCGCCUCCCGCAGGCGCCCGAGUCGGUGCUCCCCCCCUCCACCCCCUCGCCGUUCCCGCGCCGCUCCUGGUCGCGCAGCCCCUACGCCGCGCCCGUCUACGGCGACGCCGACACCGAGCCCCUCUCGCCCAACUCUACCCGGAUACACUCGAGGUUCCUGUAGUGCAUUGUGUUUAACCUAGUUGGACUGAAAUACUAAGUGCCAGUUGCACCAUCCGCACUUGACAGACUGAUCAACGUCACCCGGCGCGCCGCGGCGGUUUACUAUGAAGCUUUCCAUACAAUACAAUUUAGCGAGCUCUUUAACGAUGACAUACGGUGCGACCGACCCUAAGUUCGUUAACCCCGUGACCGCUAAAAACGUCAACUGACGGGCCCGGCUACAGCUAUAGGCGAUAGGCGACGAUAGGCGUGGCGUUCUGAGGGUUUAGUAGGAUAUCAUUUUACAGUGCCUAAAAUACGUAAAACCGUACAAUGAUUGUAGCAUUGGGUAUGGCUGGAUGACCAAGUUGAAACAAUUAGAACAAAAAACCCUGCUCAAGACAACCCUAGUCAACGCAAGCCGCUAGUCAAGCGGGUAUUAACAAGUUGCAAAUGAUUUGAGACGACUUUGAUAUUUUCAACGAACGGAAUGUUGAUCCGUGUUAGUAUGUAGAUUUGUGUAGGAAGGAAACUAAUAUUUAUAUUAAAAACUCGGGCAUAAAUGCCUACCCAAAACUGGCUCUUCUAUAAGUUGCAUUUCUAUUUUCAUUCGAUAGCAGAUUCGAUAAUUAUAUGCACUUUUUUUGUUGAUUAAUAUCUGGAUUUUUUGUCGUCUUCGAUAUUUUGAAAUCUGAAGUCAGCUCACAAAGAAGAUAUGAAUUAAAUACCUUCUCACGGAUCUACAUUCCGCCAUACGAAAGUUUAAGUCCUGUGAUUAAUUGGCCAAGCGACGACAAUCGAUCGCAUAGAAAAUUAUAUGUAAAGGGGCCCACUGAUUACCAGUCCGCCGGACGAUUAUCGGCCUGUCAGUUGUUGUUUGGAACUGUCAAAUUUUUGUUCUAACUGACAGGCCAAUAUCGUUCGGAGGACUGAUAAUCAUUGGGCGCCUUUACGUUGUAAAUCGGACGAAACGGGCAGAAAUGAUGUUAAAUGACAAUCAAUAUGGUGGAAGGGGACAAUGGGGACAUAUGUGGUAUUUUCUAUAAAAAGGGAUCUUAUUGUCGAUGGCGCUUACGCCAUUAUUAACGAUGCUCCGAUAUUACAAUGCCGCGCGACGCUGUGCGGCGUAAGCGCCAUCGACAAUAAGGUCCCUUUUCAUAAAAAAUGCCCCAUAUUGUUUUGAUGUAUGUUUUGUAAAUAGAUUUAGAGUGGCUUAAUUUUAGACAUGUAUUUUUGUAAUAACACCGAAUGCCAUUGCAAUUAGAAUAGAAAUAAAACAGAAUAGAUAGAACCAAUUGUAAAAUAUGGAUUGACAUUUAAAAAAUUAGGUAGGUAUAAAAAUUUAACAAAUAAAAAUAUUCUACUAAUAAUGUGUUUGACUACUGCCGAUAGAUAGUCUGGGUGUACAUAUUAAAAAUAAUCUGGAUCUCUGUAUAUUCUUAUCAAAAUAAUAUAUGUAUUAAAACAUAUUCUCCUAGACUGUAAACAGGUGGAAGUAUAUAGGAGCAAAUACCUAGGGAAUCCAUGCACACUAAAGGAGGCAACUAGCAACCUGAAGACUUUGCUAGGCUUCGUGGAGGAGCUGGGGUGGUUAGAGUAGCGCUACCUCGUUUCACGCAAAAUAGGCACAUUGGAUGUCGAUUUGCGAAAAAUUCCCAGCAUAACUAACUAACUAUAUGUAUUAAAAAUGUCAAAUUAUACAUAUACUCUUGGCAGCUCUUUACUUAUGUGUUCUUUUCACUUUAUCACAUCAUUCCGCAAAAAAAACUUUAAAUAGUUACUCAACUUUUCUCAUGUAUAUGGAAUAGGUUGUAAGAAUGGCCACAAAUUAUAAAGAAGAAGAAGAAAGAAAGAAAAUACAUUUAUUUGACGCCACAACAUAGUACAUAAAAAAGAAAAGCAUGCAGACAAAAAAACGUUUGGACGCCAAAAAGGAUCCCCACUCAGCAUAGUGCCGCGGCAAACCGUGGCGCUGGUUUUCUGUGGGGACCUGGCUUAAUCUAAAAAUAAUGGCGACACGUACGCCAACGACACACAAAUAAAAUUUACAUUGACAUAAAAAUACAAACAUUAUUAAACAGAAAAUUAAGACAAACAAAAUAUUAAUUACCGCCUUUUUUAAAUAUAUUUAUAACGAAAGUUACAAAAAAAACCAACACCAGAACGAACUAAACUUAAGACUAAAACUAAAACAAAGACUAAAACUAAAACAAAUCAUCAAAUUGCCGCGGAAAUGUAAAAGUGUGUGUGAUAAGUGUGCGAGUGAGUGACUGAUAUCAGUGUUGGCCAAAACGUUAAUGCAAUUAACCAUUAACCAGUACAAAUUGAACCGUAAACUGUAAACCGUCCGUUACGGUUUACGGUUCAAUUUGUACUGGUUAAUGGUUAAUUGCAAUUAACGUUCGGCCAACACUGACUGAUAUGUUACUGUGAUGUCUGUAAUUGAAUUAUUGAUAACUUGUACAUGUGUUGUGAUGUCCAGCUCUUGUAGGCUUAAUUAUUUUAAUAUAUUUGUACUGGUUUGUACUUAAUACUUUUAUUUCUUAGAUUAAUGUUUUGCGUCGAAUCAAAGCUCAUUUAGAGAAAACUCGCAUGCGCAGGUACGUUAAAUUGCAGUAUUUGGUGAACGAUAUAUCGAUGACCGAUUGAAUUAGUAAUCGAAACCUUAGUAGUCGGCAAAUUAAUACUCGCAUACAAGUUCGCUUAUAAUUUGUCAGAGCAUUAACAAAUCAAUCUUAACAUAAUCAUCAACAUGUCAUGUCAUUAAUGUAAUCAUUAACAUGUCGCGCGAGUGACUAAAAAUAUGUCAUGCGGUUUUUUUAGUUUUGUUCUUUUAAAUACUUUUAAAUACCUAUGUUAAACGAAUAAAUGAUUCUGAUUCUGAUUAUGUUACCCGAAGGUUCAGAUUUAAAAAUUUACAUUCUAAGGUUUUAGUCAUUUUCAAUAUGCUUUAUUAAGAUAAGACGAAAGCUUGUUUUGUUCACGCUAUAUGUUAUAAAACUUAGAGGUGCCUCUCUUGUAUGUAGUUAUGUUAAGAACAUAGAGGGGAUUUACAUAAGAGUAAGUAAGUAAGUAUGGAAUUAUGGAUGUAUGGAAUGUUAACUUCUACAUACACCAAAAAUAAAAACACUUCUACAUACACCAAAGGCACUUCAUGGGCUAUACGUAUAAAGGUCCGUGCACACUGGAUGUGUGUGCGUAGACAUGUACGCGCGCGUUGUAAUAUACAAAUCCUUAUGAGAGACGACAUACCGCGUGCGUGACGUGUGCGCCGUGCGUGCGCGGUUCCAACAUGUUAGCAUUGUUAUCGCACCCAUACGUGCAAGUCUACGCACACGCAUGACGGUAUGCACUUGCCUUAAAUGCAAGCAAUUAUAGUUUGGCAAGCCAAUUUUGUCAGUUGAAAAAGGCGGCAAACUUGAAAAAUGUAGGCGCAAAGGAUUGAUCUCCCAUACAAAUAAUGAAUUUCGCGCCUUUCACUACUGACAAAGUGGGCUUGCUAGAGUAUACAUACAUUGGGCUGUUAUGUUACUGUCAGCUUGAUAACAUUGUUUUUUAGUAAAAUUGUAAACAUUGGAGGUGAGUACAAACACACAUUUUUAUAUGUAAAUGUUAAACGAAAAUGCCAAAGGAUAUGUAGUUUUAUAAGUAAUGUUGUAAUUUUACGUUUUGGUAGUAAAAAGUGAUGAAAAAUUUGUGUUUGUUAUCUAUACUCGGUGUAGAAGGACAUUGUCAUAAUUCUCAUAGGUUGUAAUCGUAAGUGAGUAAGAAAUAAAGGUAUUU